Paramisgurnus dabryanus is the source of this 1617-nucleotide messenger RNA. Its product is annotated as H-2 class II histocompatibility antigen, A-U alpha chain-like. NCBI's taxonomy places the organism in Eukaryota, Metazoa, Chordata, Actinopteri, Cypriniformes, Cobitidae. The record is from RefSeq and is a predicted model, not a curated record. Gene Ontology annotation, biological process: immune response; antigen processing and presentation. Gene Ontology annotation, cellular component: membrane; MHC class II protein complex.
AAAAACUGCUUAAAAGGAAAACAACCUUUCUGUACGGAAGGGUUUAGCUUCUCAUGGAAACUUUUAACAUACUGUUUGGGAGCCAUACAUGUCCGGUGUGUUGUUUGGUGAUCAAGUUUAAAAUGGAAGGACUUAUAAUAACACUCAUCAUCACCUGUGUCCACAUUGAGGCCCAACGUUAUCAUGAAUAUGGAGUGAUUGUAACAUGUGAAGACAAUAUAAAUCUAGAGGAUUUUCUCGUCACACUUGAUGAUGAACUGGUGGCACACGUGGACAUGGAGAAAAAGCAGGAUGUUUACACAGUACCUGAUUUCAUUGGCCCUGUUCAGUAUCCCUCACUGUAUCAGGAUGCCUUGAGAACUUUAGCUAUUUGCAAAAAAGAAGGUGACGUGUUAAAAGAGGUGUAUAUCAAUUCAUCAGAGCAAAUCGACAGUACAACUCUCAGCCGGUAUUAUCCAAAUAAAGAUGGGACCAUGAAUGUGUUUUCUAGAUUGAGUUUUAUUCCAGUGGAAGGAGACAUAUACAGCUGCACUGUGGAGCACAAAGCUCUCGAGCAACCUCAAACUAGAAUAUGGGAAGUAGAGAUAAAGGAGUCCAGUAAUGGUCCAUCAGUGUUCUGUGGAGUUGGACUGGGUUUUGGACUGAUAGGAGUUGCUGUUGGAAUUUUCUUUAUUGUCAAAGGAAACAACUGCAACUAAUACUGACAAACAACUACAACUGACAUCUGGUGUUUGAUAAAAGAUGACAUUUUUUAUUCAUGCAGAUUUUUUCUCAUGUUUUUUUAAGGUUAAUUUAAUUGAAAACAUAUAGACUUUAAAUAGAAACACAAAAUACCAUACCAACUUGUACAACGCAAGGAUGUUCACUUGCCACAUAAAAUCUGUCAGUAUCUCCAAUGUCCAUGAAACACUGUAAAGUAAAGAAAAAGUUGGAUAAAUGUAAAAAAUUACUUCAAUUAAAAAAUGUAAAAAAAUUAAGUUUCUCUCACUUUAGGUGAAAACUUUUAGUUGAAAAUGUUUAAAUAUUUCAGGUUUUACAAAUUUAAGUAAUUUUUAUGUUUAUACAACUUUUACUUUUUACAGUGUAUUAUGGACAUUGGAAACAUGGACAUUUCACUUUAAAAUUUAAGUUCAUAAAACUUUUUAGGUGUUACCAACUGAAGUAAUAUUUUAAGUUGUUCCAACUUUUUACAGUGUAGAUGAAUGUAUCCUAUAAAAUCACUUCUCUUAAAAUUGUCAAUGCAUUUACAUGGCAAUAAAUGCAAUGAGCUCAAAAGUUAAAUUUAAAAAUCUGUUUUGAAUUAUGAUAAAGUAGAGCUUUAAUUAAUUGCUGUAAAAAGUAUACCUUGUUUUUGUAUUUUUUUUUGUGCAUUUUUUUGUGUGUGUACUUUUAAUUAACUAUAUAAAUCCUGCACAGAAUUUAAUAAAACCAAUUUUAAAAACUCAAUCAGAAUAAACAAUGAGGGUUUGGAGGCUGUCACAACACAAGUAUAACCAACAACCACAAACUGGAAAAAAUGGCUUUAAAUGCUUUAUUUAAUAAUACUGGAACUCAAGAGAAACUGAACUAAAGAGCAACUACACAAGACACAAGUGAACAUAAUGGGUUACUAAGGGA